Molecule: messenger RNA, 1553 nt
Organism: Amoebophrya sp. A120
Lineage: Eukaryota; Dinophyceae; Syndiniales; Amoebophryaceae
Source: the annotation of a GenBank genome assembly
UGUCACACCACGCGCAAGCUCAUGAUCUACAGUGAGACGCGCGAGCUGAAGAUCUCCAUACCCUUGAAAGGUCGCGCGAUCGCGAUUGGUCAAAUGAAAGCAUGGGUUGCUCCUGCAGCAGUUUCCUACAUGUCGUGUGCUCGUACCUGAGCGUAACAUAGUGAGCGACUCACAUAAAAGCGGUCUUUUUACUUUCAGUCAGCUUAUUUUUCUGUUCUUUGCAGAUAACCAAGGAUCUGUAUGUACAACGUAUCGUUUUCGAGUUACGCCACUCAUUGCCAGGUGUUGCUUGGUUAAGUAUAUGAUUACUUAUGCACCGCCGUACCCGUACGACAGUAAAAGAUGGAUAUCUCAGACCUGGAGCAUCGCAAGGAAUGCGUCGGGGAGCAGAUCCGGGCGUUGAAGACGUUAAAUGACAGGUUCGGGACUGCCUUUCAAAAUUUAUCCGCAGCAAUGGCUCACGGCGACAAAGAAAAAAGAGGGCCUCUGCGACUUUCAGCGGGGGAGUUCCGAUCCUACGAAAAUGUCAAUCGACGCGCCAACGCGGCAAAGCACGAGAAUCUCGGUGCAGAUGGAGUUGGUGAGAUUCCGCGUUUCCGCUCAAAUUGGACCGAAACUGCAAAAAAAGCAUCAGCGGCCCCGGAUCCUGAAGGUUUGGGCAAUUGCAAAGGGGCGCUGGAAACGGCGUAUUCAAAGUUCAUUGGACGCCCCCUCCGGAAAAACGAGCCCCGCUAUAGAUGGGUACACCGCCCGCAUAAUCAAGGACCUUUUACAGCCAUUUGUUGUCUCGACCACCUUGAAGAACCAGUGGAGCUGUUUGGCGACACGUACACGUUCAAGAAAACAGCUGAGCAUUCGGCAGCACGGCAGGCACUACACCACAUCCAGACUCUGGAACCAAAGCGGAGCGCACCCGUAGCGAAGGAGGCACUGAACCGGCCGGAAUCGGUCCUAACUACAAAGGAGCAGGUUACUACAGAGAGGACGGGAGCAGCGAUAAAGCCCACCGCAGACAGGGGGGUAGAUGACCAGAGCAGAUCACAGAGAGGAAGUCGUGAUCAGGAAGUAGAGGUAAAAAAGCAUGCAGCACCGACACCAAGCGUGCCAGAGCCGCAACCCGUGGUGGAUGAUGUCGACAGUCUAAUGGAUGCAAUCAGUAAGAUGAAUCUGCGGGACUCUACUGCAGAGCGGAAGCCCGAAUAUCCACCAAAUGAGGCUGUCAUCCGCGUUCUGCGUGAAGCGCAGGGCCCGCUUCGGCUUCGCGUGAUUUAUCUCUUGGCGCUCGGGCACGAUCCCAAGACGGCACAGAUGGGCGGAGGUGUGCGCGCCGGUUUCGUCAAGCAGCUCAAAGGGAUGCAACAAAAGGGGUUACUUGUGCACAGUGGCGAUGACAGUUGGCGAGCUUCGUGAACAUUUUCCGUUUAUUCGGAUUUACUUCAAGGUUUAGUUGGUCCAUUCCAUGAUCUCGGGAGAGAGUGUAGAUUCGACAGGAUUCCACAAAUGUAUUUGAAUGCAGUGAAAUAGAGCAACAGCCGUGAUCGCCGGACCGGGGC